AUGGAGGAAGAGGAAGAGGAGGAAGAGUGGGAUGAGGAUGACGGAAUGGACGACGACGACGACGAAGGGUCUGAGGACGACGAGGACCUACAGGCCUUUGCGCAGGGCAUGACGGCGAAUAUUCUUGCCCAGAUCAAUAACAUCAACGCUACCACCCAACCAGCGCCCGUCGCUGCUGCUUCUGCGCCCGAACCUGCGUUAGCGCCCGUGAUUGGCGCCCACGUUCAGCCGCCGCCGAUGCCGCCGCUCGACGAGCCGAUGCCCGAUUUUGGUGCCGACGAGCUCAUGUUCGCAGAGUCGCCGCCUCGUGCGGAGACGCCACGGCCCAUAGCAUCGAAGAAAAUUCUAGCAGCGCUCUCGACUGCACGCGGCCUGCUUGCGCUCGCAGCUCGCAACAGUUUGAUUAAAUCAAUGUUGUCGAAUUUAAUCAUUCCUGGAAGCGACGGCGCGAAUGUCCAUGACACGCUGCAAGGCCUAAGCGAACAGGGGCAUGUGCCGAAGGAUGUCGCACGGAUGCUACACCCACUUCUCAUGGCGCUGGCUACUUCUGAAUUGCUCUUCCCGCCUAAACGGGCACCCCAAAGACCAGUUGCUCACCCGGCGCCCAUCGCGCCUACGCCCACGCGUACGCCUGGGUCUGCCAUCGAAAGUACGGCAAAUCUGGUCACGAUGCCCGCGGCUCCUCGGCCCUCAACACACACAACGACGUCAAAUGCCCCAGUAUCCGCUUCAGGACCCGCGCCAUAUGCCUUACACACUCAAUUGCAUCUUGCAUGUAACGCUAUAAUCGGCUCACUCGAAGCAGCAGCUGCUCAACCAUUCAAUCCGGCUCUCAUCGCUCAACUCCAGUAUCCACUGUAUCAUGCCUUCCUCUUUGCCGCCACUGCACCUGCCACACCAUCGCUUCGCGAGCUCGCAGCUUUGAUACAGCUCACGGGUGUACUGGCUCAGGUCCCCAUUGGAGGCGCACCCAUACCACCGUAUGCACCUCCUCCGGGCACAAUGUGGACGCCACCACCUCCGCCACCGCUCAGCGAUCUCGCAACGGCCGUAUUUGGGUGUGGCACAUCCACAUGCGGACGGGUGUUCUCAAAGCUUUCGUCACUCAGAGUGCAUGAAACGAGAGUGCAUCAGCCUCGUGCGCCCCAUGUCUGCGUAACAUGCCAGGCAUCAUUCGACUCGCCGGGUCGGUUGUCCGCACAUUCGCGCAGACACAUGGCGUCGCCCGCCUGGCGCUGCGACGCGUGCGGGCGCAUCUUGCCUCUGCGCACCCUGAUUGACGCUCAUCGUGCACACGGGGCCGGCACACCUUGUGCAGCGGUUCCUAUGACGGAGCUGCCCCGUGCUCCGGCAGACGAUGCGCGCGAAGUCGCAGCCGACGAAUUACGGGCCGCAACAGGCGCAGUUGCCCGAUUGCUUGGGCCCCUUCGUACCUUCAUAUCCCGGCACGUCCCCGCGCUCGCCAUGGCUGUCGCAUCCUCCCCAUCUUCGCCUCUGGCGAAUGUGACUGCAAAAGCUCAGGCUUUGGUGGAGGAGGGCAAGGACGUGAAGGAUGUGGGGCAGGGAGUAUGGGCAGCUUGCACGCCUCCGGGGAUGAGCGCCGAGCAAAAUAAGCUGGUGGGCGAGGCGCUUAUGGGAGCUAUGGGAGCCGUGUGGAGGGAGAGUGAGGUGGCAGCGAGGAGGGAGGGACAGGAGGAUGCGGCGAUCGAGGAGGCGCUCGGAGCCACUGGCUGA
Peniophora sp. CBMAI 1063 is the source of this 1734-nucleotide messenger RNA. The record is from the annotation of a GenBank genome assembly. NCBI's taxonomy places the organism in Eukaryota, Fungi, Basidiomycota, Agaricomycetes, Russulales, Peniophoraceae.